Messenger RNA from Capsella rubella, 1506 nucleotides. Its product is annotated as putative F-box only protein 9. Lineage: Eukaryota; Viridiplantae; Streptophyta; Magnoliopsida; Brassicales; Brassicaceae. The record is from RefSeq and is a predicted model, not a curated record. Bases 56 to 1162 code for a protein of 368 amino acids. Gene Ontology annotation, molecular function: protein binding. The transcript has a single exon.
CCCUAAGUUUUGCUACAAAGCCUUUGAGUUGCUUUCUUAUUUCACAAGAGAAAAAAUGAUGAUAUCCAAUCUCCCCGUGGAUUUGGUAGAAGAAAUACUCUCUAGGAUCCCGACUACAUCUCUGAAACGAUUACGACUUACUUGCAAACAAUGGAACGCUUUAUUUCAAACCCGAAAAUUCACGGAAAAACACCUCUGUAAAGCUCCAAAGGAGUUUAUGGUUCUCUUAAGGACGAAUGGUAAGGUUUGUCCAAUGAACGUCAAUCUGAACAUUGCCGCUCCAUCUAUAGAGGUUAAGAGUGCACUUAGCUUAAAGAAUUCAGAUUAUAAUUCAGAAGAAGUUUAUAUAAAUACAGUUUUUCAUUGCGACGGUUUGUUGUUAUGCACUGUGGAUGAUGAUAGACUCAUGGUUUGGAAUCCGUGUUUGGGGGAAACUAGGUGGAUUCAACUCAAAGCUCAUGAUAAUGUGAAAGACUCUACGUUUGCUCUAGGAUACCAAAAUAACCGUAGCUACAAAAUCUUAAGGUGUUGGAAGCGUGGCGAACCAUUCCGUGAUUUUGUAUUCGAAAUCUAUGAAUUGAGUUCUGAUUCAUGGAAAGAUUCCAAUAAGGUCUCUUUGGAACACUUCACACCAGUUAAUAUUGGUGUGUCUUUGAAGGGAAAUAGUUAUUGGGUUACUAUAUAUAAAAAUAAUGUCUAUGAAAGAAAUCACUUGGUAAGAUUUGAUUUUACGACUAAGAAAUUUAAACGUUUGUGUGUUCCGCUAGUUCAAAAUUUGGAUUGGAUAGUUCUAUCAAUAGUUAGAGAAGAACAACUCACAGUGUUACAUCGAAAAAAUCAUACAUCAAAAAUGGAUAUAUGGAUGGCUGAUAACAUUGAUGAUACCCGAGCUACCUUGUCGUGGAGGAAAUUAUUUACUGUGGAACUGAAAAUUCCCACUAAUUCUGUCUCUUAUUGGAUAUGCCAGUACCAAAGCUUUUUUAUCGAUGAGGAGAAGAAAGUGGUCGUGUAUUGUGAUGCAAAUAUUGAUGGCAAUUUCACGGUUAAUAUUGUUGGUGAGGACAAUGCAUAUUACACAGAACACUCUAUUGUACUAUCUGAACGAUGGAUGGGGAGUUCAGGCAUAUUCAGUUAUGUUCCAAGUUUGGUUCGAAUCCUGUGAAGUAGAGGAUAAAGGUACACAAAUGAAGCUAGUAUGGAACAUGGUUUCUUGAAGCUCAAUGAACUGGUCGAUUAUUUUCGUUUUUGUUGCUGUUGUUACAUUAUGAUUCCUUGUUUUUUAUUAGUAGCUUGGGUUUCUUACAAACAACAUAUUAAGACAAUUAUUAGAAGUGGUUUCAUAACCACCUCAUUGAUGAGAUCAAGCAGUGGAGGGUGAGGCUUAUUGUUUUCAUGAAUUGGUUUGCUAUCUUUCUGUUUUGCACUCUUUUCUCGAUCGGGUUAAAAAUUUAUUCCAAUUAAAGAUUUAUUUCUGUUAUAAACAAAAUUCCAAUUAAUUAUAAAAGA